Messenger RNA from Protopterus annectens (West African lungfish), 2196 nucleotides. RefSeq names its product interferon related developmental regulator 2 (gene IFRD2). The coding region runs from base 429 to 1736 and encodes 435 amino acids. The record is from RefSeq and is a predicted model, not a curated record. The transcript is spliced from 12 exons. NCBI's taxonomy places the organism in Eukaryota, Metazoa, Chordata, Ceratodontiformes, Protopteridae.
CUUUCCCAGUAAUGCACUGCGACCAAGGUCGCUCGAACAUAGCUAAUGAUAAUACACGGAGGCAACGUACAUUUCGAAGUUUUUUUUGCAGGAGUAGACUACAUAACCCAAAAGGCAGUGUGUUUUCCUUACAUAGUGACAAGCCGGUGAAUCAUUCGAUUGUAGUGAAGCGCGCGUGUUGUUAGUGAACAUGGUGUGCCUUGGGGUUUUGUUCCUUUUGUAUGUUUAUGUACAGGACCAGCAUUGUUCCAAAAUUCGGAUUUCUACUCAGAGACUGAACUUCAACCAUUUUUGUUUCAUAAACUGUAGUAUCGCUCAUAACCGUUCGUUUAUUACUUUGUGACCCAGAGGUACAAGUGUAAGAACUUCAGCGCCAAAGGACAGCCAGGCCAACAGGGCGAGAAUCUACCUGUGGUUAGUGAGACACCAUGCCUAGGUCUCGGCGUGGAAACUCCGCCAAAACGCGGCGCGGAAGCAGAGUUAACUCAAAGUGCGACUCCCAAACCAGUGAUGAAGAUGCAGCAAGUGAGGUGCUGAGUCAUUACAGCAGUACCAGCGAGACUGCAAGUAUAGCUGAGGAAGGAAUUGGAAGUGAAACUGGGGAUGAGCUUUCAGCACAGGAAGAAUCUGAAGACAGAUUAAAGGAAUGUAUUGAUAAUCUUUUUGAUAAGAGUGCCAAGGUACGUCAGAAUGCCCUGGAGAACCUAAAGAUGGCAUUUUCUUCAAAGACGUUGUUUGAGUUCUUAGCAGACAGAAGGUAUACGUUAACAGAGUGCUUGGAGAGGUGCUUGAAAAAAGGUAAAGGUGAAGAACGGGCACUUGCUGCUACUGUUUCCACAUUAUUGUGCCUUCAGUUUGGUUCUGGUCAGGAAGGAGAAGAGACUUUCAAAGCACUAAAACCCCAUCUCAUGGUCAUCCUCAGUGAUGAGUCUGCUAGCCUUGUUGCUCGGCAGAGUUGUGCCACAGCUCUUGGAAUGUGCUGUUACAUGGCUGCCGAUGACAUUGAGAAUCUUAUUUCCUGCAUGGCGUGUUUGGAAGGCAUUUUUAUUUCCCCUUAUAACAAAGGGGAUCACCUUGUUCCUUCACAUAUGCCUGGAGUCCAGCUUUUGCAUUGUAAUACUUUGCAGUCCUGGACAUUGCUUCUUACAAUCUGCCCAUCUUCUCGCAUAGAAAAAAUAUUGGAAACCCAUCUGCCAAAGCUGUCCUCCAUGUUGGCUAGUGACAAUGUCAGUCUCAGGAUGGCGACCGGAGAAGCCAUAGCUUUGCUCUUUGAGCUGGCCCGAGAAAUCGAUGAUGAGUUUUUUUAUGAAGAUACUGACAUUCUGUGUACCAUACUGAAAGAGAUGGCAACUGACAGCAGCAAAUAUCGAGCAAAGAGUGACAGACGAAAGCAGCGCUCCAUAUUCAGAGAUGUGCUACAUUUUAUUGAGAAUGGAGAGUGUCCCGAAGAAACUAUAAAGUUUGGCUUUGAGUGUAUAUAUGUAGACAGCUGGGUAAGGAGAAAAACGUACAAUGCUUUUAAGGAAAACUUAGGUUCCGGAGUCCGGCACCACUUACAGAACAACAUUCACUUGAGAGACAUUUUUAACCUUGGCCCACCACUAGUUCUUGAUGCUGCUACUAUCAAAGCCAGUAAAAUUUCACGGUUUGAUAAGCACUUGUACAACUCUGCUGCUUUUAAGGCCAGGACUAAAGCUAGAAACAAGGUUCGGGACAAAAGAGCAGAUAUUCUAUAGUACUGCAAAAAUAGUAGUAAAAUUUUACUACUCACUGCUACCUCCUGAUCGUUUCAGAUAAGAUUCUGAUCACUGCAGAAACAAGCUGAACAAUUUCACUUCCUUGCACCAGUUAUGAAACACAUGGACUGUUUAGAGCAGUUUACCUUCUGUCAUCAUUCAGACCAGCAAUAUUGACUUUAUCCUCUAUUCUAAUGUUUGAUUGCUGCAGACCUCACAUUAUCUUCAAAAGGGAAUGAAUUUCUUGUACACAUUUUUUCAGCAACUGCAUUCAUACUUAAGAGCUGCAUUUGGGAGUGGUGUGGUCUGAAUGAAUAAAAAGAAAAAAGUUCUCUAGAGAACUUGUGAAGUGCAAUGUACCAUAUAAGUUGUACAAAAAGCGCAUCGGUUUAAAUUACAUCUGUUCUCUGAGGGAAAGCCUCCUAGUUUGUGUGUGUAUGCAUGUAUUGCAUUAUAUUUU